Molecule: messenger RNA, 558 nt
Organism: Falco peregrinus (peregrine falcon)
Lineage: Eukaryota; Metazoa; Chordata; Aves; Falconiformes; Falconidae
Gene: SDHAF4
Product: succinate dehydrogenase complex assembly factor 4
Exons: 3
Coding region: 35-538 (167 amino acids)
Biological process (GO): mitochondrial respiratory chain complex II assembly
Cellular component (GO): mitochondrion
Source: RefSeq, a predicted model, not a curated record
CAGGCGGGGUCUGCAUUACACGUUUGGGGGUAAAAUGGGACCUUUCAGAGGUAAACUUCAGUGCAUGCAGGGGAUGCAGACCCCGCUGCUCCAGGCUGGGGUGCGGGGGGGGUUACAGCUUACUGCCCGAACUCCUCCGCGGGGGCGGCGGUGCCGUCAGCGGAACCUUGGCUGCCGCGGUGCCCCGCCGCGCCGAGGAGCCCGCGCUUGGCGCCGCUGCGCUGCCCGGGGCCGCGUUUCCCGCCGCGCCCCGCCCCGCCCCGCCCCGGCUCGGAGCCGUCGGCGCUUGCGCAUGCGCGGGCCGUGGGUGCGGGCUCGGCGCGGCCAUGGCUCUGCGGCUGCUGCGCUGCGCGCCGAGGGCAGCGAAAUAGCUGGAGGGAACUUGCUGUGGCCUUGGAAACGUAUUGGUCAGUGCUCUGUGUAUGAGGAAACGCAGAGUCAUCACUGCUUUGCAGCUCUCAGAGGAGCACCAGCUCUAAGACAGGAGGAAGAUCUGAACCUGCUAAGCAGUCACUUAAGAAACCGAAGUUACCACUAGGUCGAUUUGAUGAACCGGAG